ACGCCUUUGGAGUGCUGACCAAUUCCACAUUCAUUACAAUCGAUACGAAAUAUGAUUUUGGCGGAAAGGGCAUGCUCUCGCCCUCAGGGCAAAAGAUUCGAUUGUGCGGUGGCGCACACGAGCCGCAAAAAAACAUUGAAACUUGUCAAUGCGCCGAAGAAACUGCCAUUAGCACAAAAGCACCAUCGACAGAGAACCGAUUUCUACAGCCGGAACAGCAAACUGAACCGAAAUCGGAGCCAGAAAAGCUAAUUAAAAGUUACGCACAGCCCAAAGCAAGCCACGGCCAUAUGGUGCUAUGUAAAAACGAGCGUAUCUAUCGAAUACUACAACACGGAUGCUACGAAGAAAAGAAGAAAAAGGAAAGUACCCCAAAAUAUCGCAUUGUCUAUCCUGUCGGUGGGGGCGCAAAGGAGGAAAAGAAGCGAGUGCUAAAGAAAGUGAAGGAAAAAAGGAAAACGAAAGGAAAAGGGCAAGCAAGAAAACAAUCAAUAGAACCGUCGAGAGAAGGAUCUAGAAAGCCAUCGAGAGAACGUGCGCAAAUAAAACGUGAACUGGAAAGUGAACCGGAACUGGAGCGGGUAACGCCACCGCCAAUGACACCACCGCGCAGAUGCGGUGAAAAAGCUGAAGGCACAACUGAUGCGCCGAGCAACACCACUUCACAGCAGCACCAGCAGGCGCAGCCGACAGCACUAGAUUUGCUAAGCUGGAAUCCCUUGAAAUACUUUGAUAUUAACUGUAAUGGUGGACCGCAAGCGAAAGCGAAUAAAGAGCCUUGUGCAGUAGAUCCACCAUGCACGCUGAGCUUAUUUCCAUUCCCUAGCUUGCGAAAGCCUGAAAAGCCCGCCGAGCCGAUAGCAGCCAUUACAACAAAGCCAACGAAACAAGCAGCAUCAGCAAAUAUGCGAGAAGCGGAGUUUUCGCCCUGCCACGAAAACCAGGUUGACCCGCAACCACAAGCAGAACCGGUGCAACCAGUACCGGCAAAUAUUAAUGAAGAAAUAAUUAGAGCACAGUGCAGUCGCAUACUCAAUCUGGAAUUGCAGGUUAACGAGCUGCGACGCGAACUAGGGUGCAUGAAGACAGAAAUUAUACCACCCGAUGAGAUGCUUCGCUGUACAGCGUUAACAUCUAAACUACGUGAACUAUCAACUUUGCUGGCCGAUCUGAAGAGUCAACAUAUGGAAGCUAUGACGUCUGUGCUCAUGGCUCAACGACAAGCUACUGCCACAUGCACCAAGUCUAAAUGCAUCGCAGAUACACAGACGCCACAGCUACCACCGCCGACGCCGCCGCCACCGCGUCCGAUAAUGAAAGCGGAAAAAGUGCAAGCCAAUCUACUAGCUGACCACGCACAUAAAAUCUCACAAACAAACGCCAGUUUCGGUUGGCGACCCUUCAUCGAUGAGGCCACACAAAGUUCACCACCCUCCACGGUGCCGGUGACACCUAAACACACUUCCAGUGUGCCGGCAAGCACACUUACCAGCUCGGCAGCGAGUGCUUGCCUGCCCUGUCGUCACGAUACUGGUGAGAUACCGUUGAAAGAGACACCCAGCUUCUGUCCCUACUGCCAAGACAGCGCAUAUCCACGCUGCCCCUACGUCGAACGGCAUCUUGAAAAGGAGAUUAUGCGAAUUGUGCAGUCUCACCCGCCAUGCGAGGUGUUGUUGUCGGUGAUGUUGCAACCGAAUAGUCUAUAUCAUAUAAAUAUUUCGUUGACCUGCACCGGUGAGCCGUUAGGUUGUAUUUACGCAACGGAACACGCCAUCAAUGAGGCUGUCGAGGCUGAUGUCUUCGCGAGGUUUCUGACAUUCUUCAUAGUGGAUGCCCGCAUAUCGGGACAGCAAAAGGACAAAAUUCUAACUCACACUUUUGAGUUUUUCAAGAAUUAGCUGGCAAAUCCUUUUUCCAAGCCAUUUUUUUCUUGCCCAAUUGGCUUUCUAAAGUUAAACAACUUGGUGAUAAGAUUUAAUUUUUUUCUAUUAGCUUCUCUUUAUUGAGCCACAUAUGGUAUGUAUUUACAUUAGUUGCAUCCUGACGUUAGAUUACUAGAAUGAAAAUUCAGUUUAAGGCAUAUUUCAGGGAGAUAUUUUAUAUUAG
Ceratitis capitata (Mediterranean fruit fly) is the source of this 2106-nucleotide messenger RNA. RefSeq lists its product as uncharacterized. The record is from RefSeq and is a predicted model, not a curated record. NCBI's taxonomy places the organism in Eukaryota, Metazoa, Arthropoda, Insecta, Diptera, Tephritidae.